AUGGCCAUGAUGGACUCUCCGAGCGGGAGCCUGUGGCCCCGACAGUUGAUGAGCCCUGGCGCAUCGGCCCAACAGUUGAUGAGCCCGGUGAACAUGACGCCGGUUGCAGGGGGUCUGGGUUGGCCGGAGGCCGGUCUGGUUUUGUUCGCGUUCGCGGCGCCGUCUGCUGUCAUGGCCGUGCCCUACCUCAUCGGCACAGCUGGCUAUCUGGGGGGACUGCUGAUCUGCGUGGUGGUGACCGGGGCGUCCGUUGGAGGUAGCAUGAUGCUGUUGCGCAUCAAGCUCAUGCACCAAUCGUGCCACACAUUCGGAGACUUGGGCAGAGAGGUGCUGGGUCGCCCUGGUCAGCUCUGGGGCAACAUCAUCCAUCGACAGCUCGGUAACUUCUGUAUGUUUCUGCCUUGCGCGCUGGAGUUCUGCGCGCUGGCGCUGAGCGGCAUUGGCAAAGGGUUCUCAGCCUUCGGCGGUUGCACCGACUACUACCUAUUCACCAUCGCGCUUCUGUGCUUGUUGACAACGCAGGUGCGGAAGCUCAGCAACACUGUGGUGCUUACGUUUGUCUCUGUGGUCAGCGUGUACUCUAUGUCUUUGUGCAUGUUGAUAGCUGCCUUUUCUUACGAUAACCCUCAAAAGUUGCCCGCGCAGAACUUCGGAAACCCUGAGGCCGACGCGACACUACAGUUGGUCAAGGCCGCUGGAGGCUUCACCAUUGCCGCUUGGGCGUACGUCCCCUCGUUCCUGACGGUGGAGCUGGUCACAUGCAUGGAAAGCCCGGCGGAUUUCCGCAAGUCGCUCUAUCUCGGGCCUGUGAAUUGCUACAACGUUGGAGAGGUGAUUGGCAUCACGGACGGGGUAGCAGCCUGGAAGCCUGGCGUCGCCAUCAACACUUUCUUUAACACAUUCCAGCUCAUCGGCAACUUCGUGUCAUACAUGCUGGAUUCUGUGCCCCUGGGAAGAUUCUGCCAGAAAGCGUGGGCCCCCCAAUUCGGAGACACGUGGUCAUCCGCACACAUGGCCCAGUACUUGGGGUACACGUUGCCAACGUUUAUCUUGGCAUUGGCUCUGGCAGUGCUUGUUCCCAGCGUGAACACCCUGCUGGACUUCACCACGGCACUCACCGUCCCCAUGGUGACCCAGAUCUAUCCAGCCACUUUGUACUGGAGGUUGUUCUGUCAGAGUGGCGUGCCGCUGGCGAGGGAGAGCCUCCGGGAGCACCCCGAAGGGCAGUCGGAUAGCCCAGAUCAGAAGACCACCCCCAUGGAGAAGUGCGGAGUGCUUGCAGUGUUCGUCGUCGGGUGCACGAGCUUCGUCGUGUGCAUGAUCAAAGCAGUGGGAUUCCUGGCGUUGGAGGAGUUGCGGCCCCCCAUGCAGAUCGGCUGUGGGGACUGGACCAUCUGGUCGAGCCGGGCGGCGGCCGCCCACGCCUCGUGGCCCACUGGCAGGGUCGAGCGGUGGGCGGGGGAGGCCCGCUCCGCGCGGAAGAACGACUCCUGGCUGCAGCCAGGCAGCGCAAGCGAAGCCGGUUACGACCCGGAUGGGCACAGUGUCAACGAGCACAAGGAAGAGUUGUUGUCGGCCCCCGUCUCGCGCACGGAGCGCCCGCGCGCGGUAGACGCUGCUCCGCUGGAGGCUGCCGCUACGUUGGUAGAUCUUGAAGAACGCACGGUCAGGCCAGGGAAGCAGAGGUCGGUGGUGGACGCUCGCCGUAGCAACCGUUGCUUACGUGAUCCAACAGGGGUGGAGCUGGCGACGGCCGAGUCCCUCGGGCUGAUCGAGGUCGACGACGAUUCGGAGGUGUCCAUCGGCACCGGGGGCGCGCGGGGCGCGCUCUACCGCUCCAAGAUCGGCAUCGAGCCGGGCCAGUACUUUGCGUUGCCGCCCACGCGGGCAGAGCGGCUCGAUCUCCACGAGGCCGAGGGGGAGUGGCUUGCUCGAGACCGCUGGGUGCACCAGCGCAUCGCUGCGCUGCCGAUGGGCUUCAAGUGGCCGCCCCACCGAGCGCAGAAGGCGGCCACAGACCGCCGCGGCGGGUUUUUUGGGGGCAGCCAGCUAGAGACCGCGCAGCCGAUGAAAGACCUUGCCUGCGACGCCCUCGACGACGUCGGCCUGGACACCCACGAGCACGUCGACGUCCAGACGAGAGCCGACGCGCUUGGCGUGGCCAUCGACGGACGCGCUGGAGUGGUGGCCACCUCGUCGAACCGGACGCGGGAUGUGGACGGCUUGCUGACAUGCCGUUGGACCGCGGGGCUGCCUCAGGACAUCAGCCGGAGUCGACCGCGGGCCACUGUGGCGUUCAUUUUCAUACUUCGCCGCUCCCUGCUGUCGGUUCUGUCUGCAACCUACGAGUUCGUCCGCAGCGCUGGUGGAAAGCUGGUCGACCUCUGGCCUUCUGCGCGGGCCGAGCGCGGCACUGCGCGCGCGUUGCUGCCUUUCGCCUUGGUCCAGUGGAGACUGCCCUGGCUCGGCGAGGUCACGGCGACGGAUGCCCGUCGCUCAGGUUCCCGAGAUGCCUUGGAGGCACUGGAGGGCGAAUUCACCGCGUUCGCCCCCACGAGGGCCAACGACCCUGACGAGCACCGGGAACUGGAUUGCGCCGGGCGGAGAGGCGGAUGCCUGGCAUCGGCCGCUGGCGACGGCCGCACCUCUGGCCCGAGCGCGGAGGGCGCCCCCUCGCCCGCCGCGGAGGGCGCAGAUGACCCAGCCAGCGAAGGUGCGGAGGCUGUAUACGACGCCCACGAGGCAGGCGCGCCCGCUGCUGGCGGCCACGACGGCGAAGAUGACCCGACCGGCACCCGCACGAAGGCGAUCGAGACAUUCGCGGCCUUCGCCACCUACGGCUGGCCCAUGGAGAUCCAGGAGCUGAAGGCGAAGUGGCUUAUCUCCGCCUCGUCGAACGCGGGGCCGCACUCGGCGGCGGCGAUCGGGGCGCCCGAGGAGCUGCGCCCGACGAAUGCCAGCAUCUGCGACGACGCCAGUCUUCAACUACAUGUCGCCCGCUACGAGAAGGGCGACCGCGUGCAGGCGCAGCGGCAGCGGCUGCCGCGCAGCUUCCAGCAGUACGCCAUUCGGCGCGACGCCAACCUGCAGCGCGCGAUGCUCGGGCUCGCGGCGCCAGCCGUGCCGUCGCUCCAGCGCAGUGGGCUGUUGAGGAUUAGUGCAAGGCGGGUGGAGCAGGGAAGUCCCGAACAGGAGCAGGCCGCUGCUGCGGCCGAGAGCGAGGCCGAGCUGAAGGAGAAGCAAAAAAUUGAAGCAGAAAUUGCUGCGAAGGAUGCAGAGGAGUCUGCAAAGGUAUCGGCGGAAGCCGAGGUGGAGGCAGAAAAAGAGGCGCAGGCACAGACAGAGGCGAAUUCCAAAGCCGUUGCCCAGGAAGAGGAGACAGCGGAAGGAUCGGGCGAUGACAGCGCCAACGAGACCGAAGAGGGCACGAAUCCGAAGAAGGAGGAGGUCGAAAAGGAGAAGGAUCAAGAGGAUGAGGUCGAUGCGAAAAACGAGCAUAACAAAAUGGCAACCGAUGAGGCCGAAGCGAAGAAGGCCCUGGACUGCCUGCGGGAGCCUGAGGCUCCAGGCUGCCUCAAGACGGCAAGCGAGGAGGUCGAGGCGAAGGCUCAAGAUCCGAAGGAUGAUGAUAGCAAGGAAGGCGAAGAUGUGAAUGGCAGUACAGGCGAGAUCGCACAGGCGAAGAUGGCAGCCAGGCAGAAGGCCAUGGAGGAGGCCGAACGGCAAGAUCCGAAGGAUGAUGAUAGUAAGGCUCAAGAUCCGAAGGAUUUUGAUCCGAAGGAUGAUGAUAGUAAGGAAGGCGAAGAUGUGAAUGGCAGUACAGGCGAGAUCCAGGCGAAGACGGCAGCCAAGCAGAAGGCCAUGGAGGAGGCCGAACGGCAAGAGAAAGAGGCGGCCGAGGAGGCAGCCAAGGCGGCAGCAGAAGCCGGCCACGCCAGCACGAUCCCCGUGGAGAGCUUGGAGCCGCAGGAGCCGGAGAACACGAAGAGGAAGGUCACGGACGCGGAGUAUGCCGAGUCGUUGCCCUGA
Prorocentrum cordatum is the source of this 4029-nucleotide messenger RNA. The record is from the annotation of a GenBank genome assembly. Lineage: Eukaryota; Dinophyceae; Prorocentrales; Prorocentraceae.